GAAAACCUCCUGGUCCAGACUUGAUGGAACCUUAUUUUUUGAAGCUGGCAGCGGAUUAUAUUGCAGAACCACUUUCAAUUCUAUUUAAUUUUUCAAUUAAAACCAAAGAAAUUCCAUCGGUUUGGAAAUCAGCUUUUCUCUCUGUAGGACAGCUGCUGGAGAGAGCCAACAGAAACUACACACCUGACAUUGAUGAGCCUACAUUAAUCGGAGGUGACAUUGCUAUCAAGUCUGAAGCUGACAGAAAUGCUGACCCCUGCACCUCCAGAGGCUGUAUGUGGGGAAAGUGGAGUGAUGGGAAAGUCUAUGUCCCGUACUACAUUGCCAAUCACUACUCUUCCCGUGAGAUUGCCAUCAUCACUCGUGGACUAGAGUCCUUCUCUUCAGUUUCCUGCAUUCGUUUCAGACCCUACCAGGAUGGCGAUCGUGAGUGGCUGAGCAUCGAGUCCAGAAAUGGCUGCUACUCCUAUGUGGGUCGCCAGAGUGGUGGUCAAACUGUGUCUCUAAGCCAUCAGGGCUGUCUUUACCACAGCACUGUCCAGCAUGAAUUACUCCAUGCCCUAGGCUUCAAUCACGAACAGACCCGUUCUGACAGGGACAACUACAUCAGGGUGUACUGGGAGAACAUCCUUGAUGACAUGGAGUACAAUUUCUAUAAGACUGAUACUCUAAACCAGGGAACUCAUUAUGACUACAACUCUGUCAUGCAAUAUGAGAGGUAUGCCUUCUCCAAGAACAACCAACCCACUAUGGUGCCCAUUCCUAAUAGCAAUGUAAUGUUGGGUGGGGCCACUCAGAUGAGCAAAAAUGAUAUCGAUAGGUUGAACAGACUCUACCAGUGCUGUAAGCAUACUGCACCAAGUACAGCAUGCAACACACACAAAGUGAUACUGUAUUGCAAUCAAAGUCAGCUAACUUUAAAAUCACAAACUGUGUCUGAAAAGACAAAAUCUGGAGGUCUUUAAAGCUCCUUUCUUGCAU
Molecule: messenger RNA, 981 nt
Organism: Pelmatolapia mariae (spotted tilapia)
Lineage: Eukaryota; Metazoa; Chordata; Actinopteri; Cichliformes; Cichlidae
Product: hatching enzyme 1.2-like
Exons: 7
Coding region: 24-965 (313 amino acids)
Biological process (GO): proteolysis
Molecular function (GO): zinc ion binding; metalloendopeptidase activity
Source: RefSeq, a predicted model, not a curated record